AUGUCUGACGUUGAAAACUCAGAAAAGUAUUAUGAAGAGGAUCCAUAUGGAUUUGAGGACGGAAGUGCCCCAAUUACUGCCGAAGAUUCAUGGGCUGUCAUAUCUGCGUUUUUUCGGGAGAAAGGUUUAGUCUCACAGCAACUUGACUCCUUCAACCAAUUUGUUGACUAUACUUUACAAGACAUUAUUUGCGAGGACUCCACUUUGAUUUUAGAACAGCUGGCAYAACACACCACCGAAUCGGAUAAUAUAAGCAGAAAGUAUGAGAUUAGCUUUGGGAAAAUAUAUGUUACGAAACCUAUGGUAAAUGAAUCUGAUGGUGUAACUCACGCAUUGUAUCCACAAGAAGCACGUUUACGUAAUCUGACGUAUUCAUCUGGUUUGUUCGUUGAUGUUAAGAAGAGAACAUAUGAAGCUGUUGAUGUUCCAGGUAGAGAAUUGAAAUACGAGUUAAUCGCCGAAGAGUCUGAAGAUGAUAGCGAGAGCGGGAAAGUCUUCAUUGGUCGUCUACCUAUCAUGUUAAGAUCCAAGAAUUGUUACCUAAGUGAAGCUACCGAAUCAGAUUUAUACAAGUUGAAAGAAUGUCCCUUCGAUAUGGGUGGUUAUUUUAUCAUUAAUGGUUCUGAAAAAGUUUUAAUUGCACAAGAGCGUUCCGCAGGUAAUAUUGUACAAGUGUUCAAAAAGGCUGCACCAUCUCCAAUUUCUCAUGUGGCAGAAAUCAGAUCAGCUCUUGAAAAGGGAUCCAGAUUCAUCAGCACCCUUCAAGUCAAACUUUACGGUCGUGAGGGUAGUUCGGCCCGUACCAUUAAAGCUACUUUACCAUAUAUUAAACAAGAUAUUCCUAUUGUAAUUAUAUUCAGAGCUUUAGGGAUUAUUCCAGAUGGUGAAAUUUUAGAACAUAUUUGUUACGACGUAAACGAUUGGCAAAUGCUAGAAAUGCUUAAACCGUGUGUGGAAGAUGGGUUUGUUAUUCAAGAUCGUGAAACUGCAUUAGAUUUUAUUGGUCGUCGUGGUACUGCCCUUGGUAUUAAGAAAGAAAAGAGAAUUCAAUAUGCAAAGGAUAUUUUACAAAAGGAAUUCCUACCUCACAUUACUCAGUUAGAAGGUUUUGAAAGUAGAAAGGCAUUUUUCUUAGGUUAUAUGAUCAACAGAUUAUUAUUAUGUGCUUUAGAUCGUAAAGAUCAAGAUGAUCGUGACCACUUCGGGAAAAAGAGAUUAGAUUUGGCAGGUCCAUUGUUGGCCCAACUUUUCAAAAGUUUAUUCAGAAAAUUGACUAAAGAUAUUUUCCGUUACAUGCAAAGAACUGUGGAGGAAGCCCAUGACUUCAAUAUGAAAUUAGCCAUUAAUGCAAAAACUAUAACAUCUGGUUUGAAGUAUGCCUUGGCCACCGGUAACUGGGGUGAACAAAAGAAGGCCAUGUCUUCAAGAGCCGGUGUUUCUCAAGUUCUGAACCGUUAUACUUAUUCAUCCACUUUAUCACAUUUAAGAAGAACUAACACUCCUAUCGGCCGUGAUGGUAAAUUAGCCAAACCACGUCAACUGCAUAAUACCCAUUGGGGGUUGGUCUGUCCUGCAGAAACCCCAGAAGGUCAAGCGUGUGGUUUAGUAAAAAAUUUAUCACUAAUGUCCUGUAUUUCCGUUGGUACAGAUCCAAUGCCAAUUAUCACUUUUUUAAGUGAAUGGGGUAUGGAACCAUUAGAAGACUACGUGCCACAUCAAUCGCCUGAUGCUACAAGAGUUUUCGUUAAUGGUGUGUGGCAUGGUGUUCACAGAAACCCAGCUAGAUUAAUGGAGACAUUAAGAACUUUAAGAAGGAAGGGUGAUAUUAACCCAGAAGUCUCUAUGAUCAGAGAUAUCCGUGAAAAAGAAUUGAAAAUCUUCACAGAUGCCGGUAGAGUUUAUAGACCAUUAUUUAUUGUUGAGGAUGAUGAAACACUCGGUCAUAAGGAACUAAAGGUGAGAAAGGGUCACGUUGCUAAAUUAAUGACUACAGAAUAUCAAGAUAUUGAAGGUGGUUUUGAAGAUGUAGAGGAAUUUACAUGGUCAUCAUUACUAAACGAAGGUUUAGUAGAGUAUAUUGAUGCUGAGGAAGAAGAAUCCAUUUUAAUUGCUAUGCAACCUGAAGAUCUCGAGCCAACAGAAGGUAACGAAGAAAACGGUCUCGGUGUUGACCACGCUAAACGUAUUAGAGUAACCCACCAUGCCACCACUUUCACACAUUGUGAAAUCCAUCCAUCUAUGAUUCUUGGUGUUGCUGCAUCGAUCAUUCCAUUCCCUGACCAUAAUCAAUCUCCACGUAAUACUUACCAAUCUGCGAUGGGUAAGCAAGCCAUGGGUGUAUUUUUAACUAAUUACAAUGUUCGUAUGGAUACCAUGGCCAAUAUUUUAUACUAUCCGCAAAAACCAUUAGGUACUACACGUGCUAUGGAAUACCUGAAGUUCAGAGAGUUACCUGCUGGUCAAAAUGCGAUCGUCGCCAUUGCAUGUUACUCAGGUUAUAACCAAGAAGAUUCUAUGAUUAUGAACCAGUCUUCAAUUGAUCGCGGGUUAUUCAGAUCCUUAUUUUUCAGAUCCUAUAUGGAUCAAGAAAAGAAAUAUGGUAUGUCUAUAACAGAAACUUUUGAAAAACCACAACGCACAAACACACUAAGAAUGAAACAUGGUACCUACGACAAAUUAGACGACGAUGGUUUAAUCGCGCCUGGUGUUAGAGUUUCAGGUGAAGAUGUUAUUAUUGGUAAGACCACACCAAUUUCACCUGACGAGGAAGAGCUAGGUCAAAGGACAGCAUACCAUUCCAAGCGUGACGCUUCUACACCAUUAAGAAGUACUGAAAACGGUAUCGUUGAUCAAGUUUUAGUAACAACAAACCAAGAUGGGUUAAAGUUUGUUAAAGUUCGUGUUAGAACCACCAAGGUUCMUCAAAUCGGUGACAAAUUCGCUUCUCGUCAUGGUCAAAAGGGUACUAUUGGUAUCACAUAUCGUAGAGAAGAUAUGCCAUUUACAGCAGAAGGUAUCGUUCCAGAUUUAAUUAUCAAUCCUCAUGCUAUUCCAUCUCGUAUGACUGUGGCGCAUUUAAUCGAAUGUUUAUUGAGUAAGGUGGCUGCAUUAUCUGGUAAUGAAGGUGACGCUUCUCCAUUCACAGACAUCACAGUAGAAGGUAUAUCUAAAUUAUUACGUGAACAUGGUUACCAAUCUCGUGGGUUUGAAGUUAUGUACAAUGGUCACACAGGUAAAAAACUGAUGGCUCAAAUUUUCUUUGGUCCUACAUAUUACCAACGUUUAAGACAUAUGGUGGAUGACAAGAUCCACGCCAGAGCCCGUGGUCCAAUGCAAGUUUUAACAAGACAGCCGGUGGAAGGUAGAUCGAGAGACGGUGGUUUAAGAUUCGGUGAAAUGGAACGUGAUUGUAUGAUCGCUCACGGUGCUGCUUCAUUCUUAAAGGAAAGACUAAUGGAAGCAUCCGACGCCUUCAGAGUUCAUAUCUGUGGUAUCUGCGGGUUGAUGACAGUUAUUGCCAAAUUAAAUCAUAAUCAAUUUGAAUGUAAAGGAUGUGAUAAUAAGAUUGACAUCUACCAAAUCCAUAUUCCAUAUGCUGCGAAGUUAUUAUUUCAAGAACUAAUGGCUAUGAACAUUACGCCACGUUUAUAUACCGAUCGUUCAAGAGAUUUUUAA
Saccharomyces eubayanus is the source of this 3675-nucleotide messenger RNA. It is a transcript of the gene RPB2, whose product is annotated as DNA-directed RNA polymerase II subunit RPB2. Bases 1 to 3675 code for a protein of 1224 amino acids. Gene Ontology annotation, cellular component: RNA polymerase II, core complex. Gene Ontology annotation, molecular function: ribonucleoside binding; DNA binding; DNA-directed RNA polymerase activity. Gene Ontology annotation, biological process: DNA-templated transcription. The record is from RefSeq and is a predicted model, not a curated record. NCBI's taxonomy places the organism in Eukaryota, Fungi, Ascomycota, Saccharomycetes, Saccharomycetales, Saccharomycetaceae. The transcript has a single exon.